GUCGUAUGCAUGCCGUGUCCCAGGCUACCAUUUUGGAGGAACCUCUCAUUUUGUUUCUCUUCAGUUCAUAAACAUAAAUACACGCUAUCAGUUUCUUCCCUUUUCCUUACGAGAUCUGAAACCACUCUCAUGGACCGUCGUAAAGAGAAAAAUGGUCCUUGGCUAUCAGUGCCACAAUUUGGGGACUGGGAUCAGAAGGGUCAAGUGCCGGAUUACUCACUGGAUUUCUCAAAGAUAAGGGAAACUAGGAAGCAGAACAAGACAAAUAUUUCGAGGGCAAGCCUUGGCAAUGAAGAAGAGUUCGUGGAUUCAACCUCCAGCAGUGCCAACACUGGCCACAGCAGUGACCACCCCCAACCUCACUACCACCAUCAAAACGACUCUCCAACUGCAAGGAAGAGCUUCCUCAGCUACUUUAAUUGUUGUGUGAAAGCCUAAUAUUUAAGGGCAAGUGCAAUCUUUCUCUUGUUUUCUGAAGAUUCUAGAUAGCAACAGCUAUGCUUCUCUGUUCAUUUGGUGAUAAAAUUAAAUACUUAUUAGUUAUUGAUCUUGAUUUAAAAGCAAAUCUUCCUUAAUUUGAUGAUGAUGCUCUUUCUGUUA
This is a messenger RNA of Cajanus cajan (pigeon pea), 600 nucleotides long. RefSeq lists its product as uncharacterized. NCBI's taxonomy places the organism in Eukaryota, Viridiplantae, Streptophyta, Magnoliopsida, Fabales, Fabaceae. The record is from RefSeq and is a predicted model, not a curated record.